AUGGACACGUCUGAUAAUAUCCAAAUUGAGCAACAAGGAUCCCAACAACAGCCUUUGGAAGAGCCUCAUAGCCCGCAGCCUGCUGUUUCAGCUGGUUCUUCCACAACAACUGCAACUACAAGGUCAGCGCAAGUUGGCGCCAGGUUGCAAAAUUCCAAAGAAAGGCAAAACAGACAGAAAUAUGAACAAUCUGAAUAUGUUCCCAUGUUAGAUGACAACGGCAACCCCAUCCCCAAAUCCGAACGGAAACCAAAACGGAAAUGUGCCGUGAUGAUAGGAUACUGCGGUACGGGAUACAACGGGCUCCAAAUUCAAAAUGAACCUGGUGUCAAGACAAUUGAAAAGGACUUCUACGAGGCAUUGUACAAAGCCGGUGCCAUAUCGUUGGAAAACUCAAUUGACUUGAAGAAAUCCGGGUUUCAGAGAACAGCAAGGACAGAUAAAGGUGUACAUGCUGCCGGUAAUGUCGUUUCGCUAAAGAUGAUUAUCGAGGACCCUGAUUUGAAGGCCAAGAUUAAUGAGCAUUUACCGGAUCAGAUCCGGGUUUGGGGUAUUCAGCGUACCACAAAGGGGUUUGAUUGUAGGAAGAUGUGCUCGUCGAGAGUGUAUGAGUAUUUGUUGCCUACUUAUUCCUUGCUCAGCCCCAAGCCUGGUUCGCAGUUGGAUGAGUUGAUUAGGGAGAGUAAGGAAAACCAUCCUGGUUUGUUUGUUGAUGAUGGUGGUGAAAGCAAGGUGUUUUGGGAGUUGAUGAAGGACAAAGUCCGAGAGGCCGGUUUUACGCAAGAUCAGUUGGACGCCAUUGCACAAAUGUAUGAACAAGAGAACAAAGCAGCGCAAGCUACGCCUAAUCCUGAAUCGAGUGUACAAGAAAGUAGCACCAGUACCAACAACGACAAUGUGACAACCAAUAUCGCUAAUGAAACACCACAAGACCCAAACACAUCUCAAGACAUCCCCCUUUACCGUCUCGCCAAACAAGUUAAACAAAUAGAAAACGCCACCCGUCGAGCCUACAGAAUCUCACCAUCGCGUCUCGACCGCUUCAGACAAACAAUGCAACAAUACAAGGGCACCCACAACUUCCACAACUUCACCAUUGGCAAAACGUACAAGGACACCUCAUCCAACCGAUACAUCAUCGACACCACAAUCUCCAACCCAUUUGUCAUCAACAACACCGAAUGGAUCUCGAUCAAAAUCCACGGCCAAUCAUUCAUGCUCCACCAGAUUCGUAAAAUGAUCUGCAUGGCCACGCUAGUCAUUCGUUGCGAUUUGCCACUGGGCUUGAUUACUGAUGCAUUUGAGCCCACGAGGAUCAAUGUGCCCAAAGCCCCCGCGUUGGGGUUGUUGUUGGAAAACCCCGUGUUUGACGCCUACAAUCACAAGUUGCGCGAUAACGCAUACGAUGCGAUUGAUUUUAGUGCGUACGAGCACGAAAUGGCUGAUUUUAAAAUGAAGUAUAUUUACGACAAGAUUUAUGAUGAGGAGGUCAAGGAGAAUGUGUAUUAUGGGUUCUUUGGGUAUAUUGAUAGUUAUCGGGUUCCAAGUGCUGAUAACGAUGAGGAAGGUGGAGAUGCAAUUGCGGGAAAGAAUGGAAAGACUUUUGCUGGUGGUGGUGGUGGUGGUGCUGGAUCAGUGACGAUAUUUGAUUUCUUGCAUAACUAUAUCGAUAAAGCAGCCAAAGCUGAAGCGAAAAAGUAG
Lodderomyces theae is the source of this 1701-nucleotide messenger RNA. Its product is annotated as pseudouridine synthase. Gene Ontology annotation, biological process: tRNA pseudouridine synthesis; mRNA pseudouridine synthesis. The transcript is spliced from 2 exons. Lineage: Eukaryota; Fungi; Ascomycota; Pichiomycetes; Serinales; Debaryomycetaceae. The record is from RefSeq and is a predicted model, not a curated record. The coding region runs from base 1 to 1701 and encodes 566 amino acids. Gene Ontology annotation, molecular function: pseudouridine synthase activity; RNA binding. Gene Ontology annotation, cellular component: nucleus.